Molecule: messenger RNA, 414 nt
Organism: Penaeus vannamei (Pacific white shrimp)
Lineage: Eukaryota; Metazoa; Arthropoda; Malacostraca; Decapoda; Penaeidae
Source: RefSeq, a predicted model, not a curated record
AUGAAGGCUGAGGUUGUGCAGCACGUGGAGGUCACCAUGACCAACACUCACUUCAGCCGAGAUGCAACCUCACCAAGACUUCUCCUCAACCCUGUUGCCUCCGUCAACAAGCGACGCUUCGGCAUCGCCCUCGACGGUCAAGUCAAGGACCAGGACGCCAACUUGGCAUCGUCUACCUUGGUGGCAGAAGGUAAGAACGUCAACGACGCCUUGGGCAUCAUCGUGUCUUACUCUGUCCGCGUCAAGCUCAACUGCGGCGCCAUUGCCGGCGACCUGACUGCCGACCUUCCCUUCAAGCUGGUGCACCCCGACCCUGCCUCCGUCAAGGCUCCACUGCGCAAGACUCAGUCUGCCGAUAUCGAAGUGGAGGAAUUCACCAACUUGCGCCGUGGUCAGUCCAUUGCUGAGGACUAA